AUGUUAUUCGCUCCUAGUGGACCUCAGAGUCCUCGUCGUCGCAGUCGGAUCAAGGCUAUCCUCCUUACAAUCUUCAUCGUCAUCGCCAUAUACCUACUGUUUUUCGCAAACACCAAGGUACCUGUCAAAACCGAGACUGGCACCUACGCCGAUCGACAUGGUGCUGCGACAACCUCAAAACCUGCAGGCGAGCUGGCUCGUCCUGUGAUCCCCAGCCAAAAGGCCAUGGUCGUGGCCAGCAUGAAAAAGGAUGACACGUCGUGGCUUCGACAGAACUUCCCCGACUGGUCCAAAAACAUUUACGUCGUGGACGACAAAUACGCGCCGUUGACGGUGGCGUAUAACAAAGGACGCGAGUCGAUGGUCUAUCUCUCAUAUAUCAUUGACAACUACAAUAAUCUCCCGGAGUCCAUGCUGUUCAUUCACUCCCAGCGCUACCAAUGGCACAACGACGAUCCAUACUACGACGGAAUUCCACCGCUCCAACACUUCCAGGUUCCAUAUCUACAACAGCAGGGAUAUGUCAAUCUGCGCUGUGUUUGGACACUGGGAUGCCCGACCGAGAUCCGCCCGCUCACCGAUACGCACCGCAACGACGUCCACGCAGGUGAAUACUUUAAAAAUGGAUUUAUGGAGCUGUUCCCAGACACACCGGUGCCAGAGGAAGUGGGUGUGUCAUGUUGUGCGCAAUUUGGCGUGUCUCGCGCCAAAGUCCUGGAGCGGCCGCUUGCUGAUUAUGAGCGCUAUCGCAAAUGGCUGUCAACCACAACUCUACAGGAUGAUCUGAGUGGACGCAUUAUGGAAUACUCGUGGCAUAUGAUCUUUGGAAUGAAACCUGUGCAUUGCCCCAAUGCCAAGGAGUGUUAUUGCAAAGUGUUUGGACUUUGUGAUUUGAAUUGUCCAUGGGAGGGUGGUUGCGAUGACCGCUAUGCUUUGCCACCGUACUCGUCCCUACCCAAGGGCUGGCCAGAGAUUGGAUGGAAGGGCCAAAAACAAGACACCUCACACGGACUGCCGGAAACCUGA
Molecule: messenger RNA, 1026 nt
Organism: Penicillium salamii
Lineage: Eukaryota; Fungi; Ascomycota; Eurotiomycetes; Eurotiales; Aspergillaceae
Source: the annotation of a GenBank genome assembly